This is a messenger RNA of Chlamydomonas reinhardtii, 2517 nucleotides long. RefSeq lists its product as uncharacterized. Bases 80 to 985 code for a protein of 301 amino acids. Gene Ontology annotation, cellular component: nucleus. NCBI's taxonomy places the organism in Eukaryota, Viridiplantae, Chlorophyta, Chlorophyceae, Chlamydomonadales, Chlamydomonadaceae. The transcript has 8 exons. Gene Ontology annotation, molecular function: protein tyrosine/serine/threonine phosphatase activity; MAP kinase phosphatase activity. Gene Ontology annotation, biological process: negative regulation of MAP kinase activity; abscisic acid-activated signaling pathway; protein dephosphorylation. The record is from RefSeq and is a predicted model, not a curated record.
AUAACACAUACACAUUGUAUCAAGCCAAGUAGGGCAGAACCAAGUUGGACAGAAGCACCUCACGCUGCAGACAGCAACUAUGAAGAGCAAACGAGAUAGAGAGGAACCUUGUUUUAUCUGCAACCACUAUCAUGAUGUGGAGAACGGAGAGCCGUGCACGGUCUGCGGGCACGUCAUGUCUCAGGCGGAGCGGAAGCAACUGGAGCCGAGCGUGCUGCCCACCGCUGUCAUCCCCGGCAGCCUGUACCUGGGCAGCUAUGACACUGCCUCACGCUCCGAGCUGCUCCGGGCCAUGGGAAUAACACAUAUUCUCAACACGUGGCCCAGCAACGCGGAGCUGUUCAAAAACAGCUUCAAGUACCACACCGUGACCUCCACGCCGGUGGACUUCCAGGAGUGCCACGACUUCCUAGACAUGGUCCUCAACAAGGAGCAGAAGGUGCUGGUGUACUGCAUGACGGGAGUGUCCAGAUCACCGUCGGUGGUGAUUGCCUACCUGAUGAAGAAGCGCGGGUGGCGGUUAGCGGAGAGCUACAAGUGGGUUAAGGACAAGCGGCAGACCAUCAACAUCAAGGAGGAGGACGUCAAGCGCCUGCAGGAGUACGAGGUGCAGCUGCACGGCAGCUGCUCGGCGCCCAUGGGCCUGGCCAUUCUCAACAACGGCCCGGCGUUCGGGCAGCAGCCGCAGGCAGGGCCGUCGGGGCAACAGCAGGAGCAGUCGCAGGAGGCCUCUGCGCCGUCAACCUCCGGGCCCGUGUUCGGAUCCGCCGGGGCUGCACCGGCGUGGAGCCUGAGCAACGUGACGGCGCCGCAGGGCUUUCGGUUCGGGACAGCAGCUAUGCCGGGGCCAGCCGGUCAGUCAACACAGCAGGAGCGGCAACAGGCGUCGGCGCAGGGGCAACAGUUCGGAUCGGCGGGGCCGAACCCCUUCGCACCGCGGCCAGCAGCUGCUGGGGAUGGCGGCGGCAAUGACAUGGAAAUGUAAGGGAGGGGCAACUAUUGCGGUGGCACGGAAUGCAGGGGAUGUAUUGCGCAAUGGGUGAAUGUGGUGUGUGGGAGCGGCUGAGCGAUGACAUUUGGAGUGCUCCCAGCAGUUGUCACGCAGAGGUGAGGCAGCACGUUGUCCUGCAGGUGGAUGGUGCUUUGUGCGUAUGAAUGUCGGGACGUAGUCUUGACGUAGUCUUGACGUAGUCUUCUGUUGGCCAAUCGCGUGCCCAUCUUCCGUGAUGACGCAGCUUUGUACGCUCAUAGCUUAGAUGCAUGCAAGAAAGGCACACAAUUCAGGCUGCAACUGGCGUGUGUUCUGGGUGGCGCGGGGAGUUCAGCAUGCAUGCGGGUGGUGGCUGAUCUUCUAAACAACUGGAAAUCGGGCUGUACCUGCCUAAACCGCUCCCAGCUACACCCGGGGCACGACCUUACGUCUGCGGGACCUUUAGUUGAGGUUGGUGGACAUAGGGUUAGUGUGGGCUGAGCCCGUUGUGCGCGUGCUCAUGGAAAUUGCCACUUCUCACAGACUGCAGCUGCGCAUGUGCACUGAAGCUCUCCUGCAUUGAGCCGUGGUGCUGAGAUAGCUGCAGGAUUCAGGAUGCCGAUGGCAGAUGUGUCAAGUGGAUGCAGUAGGGUGGACGAUGAGUAGGCGCUCUUAAGGGAGCCCGGGUCACAGCGAGCGGACGGCGCAAUCCUUCAAAGCUACCUGUGCUCCGCUCAAACGCUCCUAGGGGUUAUGGCACAGUGAGGUCAUGCAAGGACAGACGUAAUCAAGGACACGUCUGAAGCAGGAGUGUCGGCAUAGUGCGGUAUCGGUUGUGCUGUUGUGCACGCUGGACGCCAAGCCGGCUCCGCUCCAAGAGCUGGCAUGGGCCGAGAGCCGUUGCAAGCAUGCCAUGGCAGAAAUAUUGCAAGCACGGAGCAUCGCGUGGAAAUGGACGUGAGCAGCAGGUAGUGAGGUAGAGGCGUGCUGUGUGGGCAACGGGGCCGGAUACUAGUCCCUGGCCAGGGGUCCGGCUUGUUGCUUUUGCGUUUCACUGCGCACAUUGUUUGUGCAGCAUAGGGGCAGAAUGGCAGUGGUCAUGGCACACGCGGGUGAGAAGAUGGCCACAAGCUCUGAGCCCCUGAGUCCGGCAGCAGCGGGGCCGCGUGCGCGCAUCUUGACAGCGGAGGGGGCGGGAAAGGCCAUGUGGAGGAGGAGAGCGCAGCGCCGCCCAAGAAGCGGCGCAAGCGCGCAGGCUGAGGAGCCGGCUGGUGUCUAGGUAGCGGUCCGCGGUGGGGCUGGCAGGGCAUGCGUAGCAGCAUGACAAGCAGUGCGGCUGUUGACAACUGUGCUUCGCCUGGCUGCGGUUAGCUCUGCUGUGGCAUCGCGAUUGCUAGGCACCUGGUUUGGCUAUGCGCCUGUGGAAACCGACCCGGCUAUGUCCGGGCGAUGAGGUUGUUCGGCCUCAGACUGUGGAGGGGCUCAGCCCCUUUUCCCACGCCCUUUUCCCGUGACCGGGACUGUCCCCUCUGUAACAUCCGCAUUCU